AUGAAAAAUGCUGAUAGGGUUGUACGAAGAAAAUUUCAGAGGAGCAUUUCGGAGGAUCAAUUCGAAAAGGAAAAACAACUGAGUGAAAAUGUUAAUCGUAGCAGAGAAGAAAUCCGCGCCAUCUUAUCAGCCCGAAAUUAUCCGUCACCCAGAGAGUUGCUGUCGUUGAUGUGUACAUCACCUACGCAGCCAUCAAGCACGUGUAUUGCGCCAGAAAAAAUUGGGAACUAUCGAAGUGUUAUCACUAGUAGAACUGAUAUGCAUACAUUGUCGAAAAAGCAUUCAAGUAGUAUGAAUUCAAGUGAAUCGGCUAGCACUGCAAAGAAAUUAAACACUAUAAUUGACAAAUUUAAAACGUCAUUUGUCAGAAGCGGUAUGAAUUCGAAAUCAGCGACAACAAAAUCUUUUUCACGAUCAGAAUCUGAAAACUUUCUUAAGCCGAGAAAUUAA
Cercopithifilaria johnstoni is the source of this 450-nucleotide messenger RNA. The record is from the annotation of a GenBank genome assembly. Lineage: Eukaryota; Metazoa; Nematoda; Chromadorea; Rhabditida; Onchocercidae.